AUGACGGCUUCAGACGCUGAUCUGAUCAUUGUGCAUCAGAUUCGGGCGAAGGUUGAUCCUUACGCCAAGAACGAAGCGUUUAAAUGCAGUAAUGCUGAUGUUUUCAAGUGGAAACAUCUGGGUAAUAUUCUUGCUGAGAAGUUUGGGUUCGAGGAGAAUGUGAAGAUGAUGAAAGGAAAAAUGUGGGGUAUGUGGAGAUGA
Molecule: messenger RNA, 201 nt
Organism: Eruca vesicaria subsp. sativa (arugula)
Lineage: Eukaryota; Viridiplantae; Streptophyta; Magnoliopsida; Brassicales; Brassicaceae
Source: the annotation of a GenBank genome assembly